Molecule: messenger RNA, 1695 nt
Organism: Torulaspora delbrueckii
Lineage: Eukaryota; Fungi; Ascomycota; Saccharomycetes; Saccharomycetales; Saccharomycetaceae
Gene: PHR1
Product: deoxyribodipyrimidine photo-lyase PHR1
Exons: 1
Coding region: 1-1695 (564 amino acids)
Biological process (GO): entrainment of circadian clock by photoperiod; circadian regulation of gene expression
Cellular component (GO): nucleus; cytoplasm
Molecular function (GO): FAD binding; DNA binding
Source: RefSeq, a predicted model, not a curated record
AUGAAGAGAGGUCCAGUUGGGAGUCCCAUUGUCAAAAGUAACAAGAAACCAAAAGUUCACGGGGACUAUGAACAGUAUAUGCACUUGAAUACAACGUAUUAUACGCACCCGAUUACUUGUCAAAAGGCCAACAACUUCAACAACCAAAGUAGAAAGAAGCCAGUGGACCUUUUGAAGCAACUUAAUUCAAAGCAGGAAAAAUCCGGCGGUAUCAAGACAUUUAUUCACUGGUUUAGAGGUGAUUUGAGAGUUCAUGAUAAUAGAGCUCUGUUAGAAGCACUCGAACAGUUCAAGAAAUAUAAAGAACAGGGUCCUGCCCAGUUUUUGACAAUUUUUACCAUCAACGAACACGAUUGGAGAGCUCAUCUGGAUAGUGGUUGGAAAUUGAAAUUCCAAUUAAAUGCGGUCAGAAACCUCGGCGAGAGGUUAUCAAAGAUGUCUAUCCCGCUGCAUGUGCUGCAUUUCCAACCCGAGGAUCCAUUGCUGUGCAGUUCCGGUGAAUAUGCGUCAUGGUUAAAGAGUGAGUGUUUAAAACUGGCCAAAGAUUCAGGACCUACUCUGGUUACGGCCAAUUUGCAAUACGGAGCCGAUGAGCAAUACCGUGAUGUAAAAGUAUUCGAAAGAUGUGACGCUAAAUUCAAAUUUCAGGUCUUUCAUGAUGCCUGUGUUAUAGAUCCGGGCACUUUGGCCACUGGUAAAGGCACUCAAUACACAGUAUUCACCCCUUGGUAUAAAAAAUGGAUAGCAGAGGUGCAGGAAGAUUUGAAAGAUUCCGGAUUUGUGAAGGAAGAGCCUGAGAAGCCAAUUAGUGAUCAGAAGGUAGAGUUUAAGAACCCGGAUUACGAGUUGCCCUCUGAAUUUGCAAACUACAUCCCGGAAGGCGGUCCAGAAGUACCAGAAGCUUCUGAAAAGGCUGCUUUCCAACAAUUGUCAGAUUUUUUAAAAGGUAAAGUACAUGAUUACGAGAAAAAGGAUCACUUACCAGAUGAGGGUUCUUCUCACCUUAGCUGCUAUAUCACCUCAGGGCUCAUAAGCACUAGAGUUGUUGUCAAAGAAAGUGUCAAAGAAAGUAAUGGAGCAGUAGCUGCGAAAGAUGUCAGGAAAAAUUCACCUGUUCAAGAGUUUAUUCGUGAAGUGGCCUGGAGAGAUUUCUACAAACACGCUUUUAGUAACUGGCCUUUCCUGUCGAUGGAUAUACCGUACCAUUUUGAGCUCAAUGACAUGAAUUGGAGAGACGACAAGGAAGCUUUCAUAAGUUGGUGUGAAGGUAAAACUGGAGUACCAAUUGUGGAUGCUAUUAUGAGGAAAUUGCUCUGUACAGGGUACAUCAACAACCGAGCCAGAAUGAUAACGGCUUCGUUCAUGUGCAAAAACCUACUUCUAGAUUAUCGCUGGGGUGAGAGAUGGUUUAGAAAGCAUCUAAUAGAUUUCGAUCUAGCAUCAAACGUGGGAGGAUGGGGUUUCUGUUCGAGUACUGGUAUAGACUCGCAACCUUACUUCCGGAUUCUCAAUAUGGAGCUACAGAGUAAGAAAUUUGAUCCGAAGGGCGAUUACAUCAGAAAGUGGGUGCCUGAGCUGAAAGACUGUAAGGAUGUUCAUACUUUCCAUUUGGCAAGGAAAGGCUAUAAGUCUGCAAUUGUUGAUUACAAAAAAAGUCGUGAAGAUGCGCUAGCUGCAUACAGAGAGAUUAUUUAG